AUUGAUCAGAUUCGGAGGAAACAUUUGAAUCUCCAAGGGAGAACAGGUCCAUUGUUCCAAGGAAAACAUAAAUAAAAGAGUGGAGAGUGAAGACUGCAGAAGAGGUUUUUCAAACUCUUUAUUGAAGUCCAAGAGAAGUCCACUUGCCAAAACCCUUCCCCAAAUUCAACGCACCGACGCACCGAAAAUUGCAACAGAUUGUUUGGUUUUGACUAUUGGGGGCAAGCUAGUUAUUAUCAAGAUGGAGUCUUUAUGGAAGCUUUUCUAUUUGCUGGAACCGGCACCUCUCACUCUUAUUCUGACUGCCAUAGCCGUGACGUAUGGAUCUGCUUUUCGAGCUCUGAACUAUGGAAAAGAAAUGGAGCGAAAUCGGGAUCUGUCUGAAGCAUCAAUUACUUUAGACAGGUCCCAGGCCUUGAUGAUCCCGGUCAUGAGCUCUUGCAGUUUGCUUUUGAUGUUCUAUUUAUUCUCUUCUGUCUCCCAACUCCUCACUGCAUUCACUGCAGUCGCCUCAGCAUCAGCCCUGUACUUUUGCCUAUCCCCAUAUGCUGCUCAUGUCAAGUCCCAAUUUGGUUUGCCUGACCCAUUUGUAUCUCGGUGUUGUUCGAAGUCGUUUACCCGGAUCCAAGGCCUUCUUGUAUUGCUAUGCUCAGGUGUUGUAGUAGCAUGGCUUGUUUCUGGCCACUGGAUAUUGAACAAUUUGCUGGGAAUAUCCCUUUGUAUUGCUUUUGUGAGCCAUGUGCGCCUUCCGAACAUCAAGAUAUGUGCAAUGCUUCUCAUUUGUUUGUUUGUGUAUGAUAUUUUCUGGGUAUUCUAUUCAGAGAGAUUUUUCGGAUCAAAUGUUAUGGUAUCAGUAGCAACACAGCAAGCAUCUAAUCCUGUACAUACUGUGGCCAAUAGCUUGAGUCUUCCUGGAUUACAGUUGAUUACCAAGAAGCUAGAAUUGCCGGUCAAGAUUGUCUUUCCGAGGAAUCUAUUAGGUGGGGUAGUGCCUGGAAACUCUGCUACUGAUUUCAUGAUGCUUGGCCUUGGUGACAUGGCUAUUCCUUCAAUGCUUUUGGCAUUAGUUCUUUGUUUUGAUUACAGAAAAAACAGGGAUUUGUCAAAUUCCUUGGAUUCGUCAAAGGGGUGUAAAUAUAUUUGGUAUGCCCUUUCUGGAUAUUCAGUUGGACUUGUUACUGCCUUGGCAGCUGGAAUUUUAACGCACUCACCACAACCAGCACUUUUGUAUCUGGUACCAUCUACAUUGGGUCCCAUAAUUGUCAUGUCUUGGGUGAGAGAGGAGUUUGCCGAACUGUGGGAUGGAUCAACUCUAAACAUUAAUGAGAAGAUGCAUACACCGGAACCAUGAGCAAUCACGCGAUCAUCAUUGUGAAGCCAGCGACGCUUGUAAAUUCACUUGGGAGUUGGGAUGGACAUUCAUCGGAUUCCAAGUUGUGUGACGUCUAAAGCGGUGCUGGUUCCGCCUCAAUUUGCCGUGAAUACCUCGUCGGGGGGCCAAAUACAACAAGGAGAAUGGGGAAUUGUAAUCCUACAUUUGGGUUUAGGAUUGGUUCUGUAGUUUUAAUUUGGAAUUGCCUAACCAAACGAUUAUCAGAACAACAAAAAUUGAAUAUGGAGAAAUUUAAAGGGACCAGUUAAAGUUGGUACCGUAUUUGCUGUUUUGAGUUUGGAAUGAAGCCUAAAUGCUUUGUGAUAGGGAAUAAAAAUAGAACGAGGGUUGCCGUGUGCAUGCAGAGUAGAAAGGGCACAUCAUAUAUUUUAUCAAAAUGUAUGUAAAUUUUUCAAAAUUUGUACCUCUUCGUGAAUAACAGAACUUCCUAUUCCUAUUG
Molecule: messenger RNA, 1832 nt
Organism: Coffea arabica (coffee)
Lineage: Eukaryota; Viridiplantae; Streptophyta; Magnoliopsida; Gentianales; Rubiaceae
Product: signal peptide peptidase-like 1
Biological process (GO): membrane protein proteolysis
Cellular component (GO): cytoplasmic side of endoplasmic reticulum membrane; lumenal side of endoplasmic reticulum membrane; Golgi-associated vesicle membrane
Molecular function (GO): aspartic endopeptidase activity, intramembrane cleaving
Source: RefSeq, a predicted model, not a curated record